AUGAAGCCAGAAUGUUAUCAACUUAACAAAACUCUUUUGAGUGAAAAGAUAACUGCCUACAAGAAAAAGGAGAAACAACCUUCUCAAUUCAACCAAGUUAAGUCAUUAGUUCAAAUCAAAGAACAAAAUCCCAAACUUAAACAAAUCUUUUCCCAAGUUCUCCAAAACAUUCCCAAGCAACGAAAUGGUAAGUGGUAUGUUUGUUUUACUGGAAAAGUGGAAACUCAACCAUUUCCUAAAACUGGCAAAAAAAUAGGGACAGAUAUGGGACUAAAUGAUUUUUGUGUCCUUGAUAAUGGAGAAAAAGUUCCUAUUCCUCAAUUCUAUCGUAGAUUAGAAACUCAAUUAAAUGAGUUAAAUAGAAUAGGAGACCGAAAACAACAUAAAAGGAAUAAAGAGGAUAAAACCAAACCUAGUCAAAGAUACCUUAAACAUAAAUCAAAAGUGGAGAUUAAGAAAAUGAUUGAGUGUCGGAUAAUAGUCGGAAAACAAGUAGUAGAAGUAAAUCCCAAAAAUACUAGCAAAAGAUGUUUUGAUUGUAAGAUGAUAAAGAAAGAUUUAGAAUUGAAAGACAGAAUAUUUGUUUGUGUUUGUGGAUAUGAGGCAGAUAGAGAUGUUAAUGCUGCUAAAAAUAUUCUCUACAAAGUACAAGCAACGGAGCAGGAACUGUCUUCGUUAGACGAGAACAUGGAACAUAAUUCCUCUUCGUUAAAACCUCAACGAGGAAGCCCCCAUCUUCAAAUCCAUAAGGAUUAA
Messenger RNA from Funneliformis geosporum, 756 nucleotides. NCBI's taxonomy places the organism in Eukaryota, Fungi, Glomeromycota, Glomeromycetes, Glomerales, Glomeraceae. The record is from the annotation of a GenBank genome assembly.